Messenger RNA from Mangifera indica (mango), 1965 nucleotides. Its product is annotated as nuclear transport factor 2-like. Bases 271 to 1671 code for a protein of 466 amino acids. Gene Ontology annotation, molecular function: mRNA binding. The transcript is spliced from 10 exons. Gene Ontology annotation, cellular component: ribonucleoprotein complex; cytosol. NCBI's taxonomy places the organism in Eukaryota, Viridiplantae, Streptophyta, Magnoliopsida, Sapindales, Anacardiaceae. The record is from RefSeq and is a predicted model, not a curated record.
CGCUUAUAAAAUCACUAAAACCCUCUCACGCAAUCUUUUUCUCUCUCUUUCCCUCCUCUUGCUCCCUUGUUCUCGCGCUUCUUCGAGAAUCAAGAUCUAAAGAGAAAAACAAAAAAAACUUAUUCAACAAACCCUAGAUUCUUUAAGGGAGGCGAGAGACCGAAUUUUCCAACUACUUUGUAAACGCUCGUAUCGCCUCACUUUCUAAUAUCCAAAUCUUCAUUUCAGGGGUUUUGAUUGCUUUUGUGAGAUCAAGAACUAAGAGUAUUGAUGGCAUCAACGGUUCAGCCAGCUACAGCUCCUGCUGAUGUUGUGGGAAAUGCUUUUGUUCAUCAGUACUACCUUAUUUUACAUCAAUCUCCAGAGCAUGUUCAUCGAUUUUACCAGGAUAUUAGUAAGCUUGGUCGACCAGAGGAAAAUGGGGUCAUGAGUAUUACAACCACUAUGCAAGCUAUCAAUGAUAAGAUACUUUCACUCCAUUAUGGAGAUUUCAGCGCUGAAAUAACAACUGUGGAUGCACAAGAAUCUUACAAUGGGGGAGUUCUUGUUCUUGUGACUGGGCAUUUGACAGGAAAGGACAAUGUGAGGCGGAAAUUUACCCAGAGUUUCUUCCUGGCACCUCAGGAAAAAGGCUACUUUGUUUUGAAUGAUGUUUUUAGAUAUGUAGAUGACGCCAACUAUGAUGGGAACCAGGCUUCUGUUAAUGAUGUUGAAGCUCCUAUUUCUCCUGUCCAAGAUGACUCUUUAGUGCAGGGAACUCAAGUUUCUGAUCAAACAGCUGUUUUAUCUGAGGAAGUCAAUGUGGAGGACGUUUUUUAUCCCACGGAGAAUGGGAAUGGCACAAUCGAAGAAGAGGAGACACCAGUACCUGAGGUUGUUGAUGAGGUUCCAGAUGAUAUACAUAUGGUUGCUGAAUCUAACUCUAAAAUUGAAGAAAUGCCAAAGAAGUCCUAUGCCUCAAUUGUUAUGAAGGACAGUGCUGUCUCUACCUCAUCCCCUCCACCGUCUUCUCUAAGAUCUAUAAUGAAGAGCCAGGAGCAACAAGCUCCCUCUGCUUCACCUCCAACUCAGGCCUCAGAGAAACCUGUUUCCAGUGUCACUGCUUCUGAAAAUGGGAAUAACCUAGAGGGUGGAGCGGAGGGUCCAUCUAUCUAUCUUAAAGGUCUGCCUGUGAGUGCUACACAUUCCCUUGUUGAGAAUGAGUUCAAGAAAUUUGGAACUAUAAGGAGUGGUGGUAUUCAAAUUAAAUUCCAAAAGGGAUUUUGUUUUGGCUUUGUUGAAUUUGAAGAGGAAGUUGCUGUGCAAAAUGCAAUUGAGGCGUCUCCUAUCUUGAUCAAUGGACGACGAGUUGCUAUUGAACCAAAGAAGUCCACUCGAGGGGGAAAUAGGGGACGGUUUUCAUCAGGAGGUGGAAAUGGAUACAGGAAUGAAGGAGCAAGAGGGCGUGGAAACUAUGGAGCUAGCAGAGGCUAUGCCCGGGGUGAUUUUGGUAACAGAAACGAGUAUGAAAACAGGAGUGGCAGUAGGGGAGGAUUUUCUAACCGUGCAGGUGAUGGAUACCAGAGGAGUGAUCAGAUGGGGGGCCCUGGUGGUCGUGUGAACCGAGCUAGCAGGAUGACUGUUAAUGUGGCAGCUAAAAAUGUAGCACCCGGAGUACCUGCUCCUGCAUGAGGAAAGCAUGAUUUGGGAGGGACUUGGAGAGUCUGCAAAGAUAAUUUUCUGUUGGUAGUUUAGUAAUUUGGCAAGUUGUUUAAUAGGUUUAAGAGGAAGGGUAUGAUAUUGUAGUGGGAUCAAAUACCGGAAAUUUCUUUAGGAUUUUAUUAUGGAGCUUAGCCUUCUUUGUUUUUUUUUUUUUUUAAAAGCUAUUAUGAGUGGCUUUGGGUGAAUGGUGGUUAAUUUUGUUUGGUAUUCAUAUAUCUAGUACCCUGGGGAAAUAUAUGGUGGGAUUUUACUUUUUCGUGAUCA